AAAGUUUCAAUGUUUAGAUCCGUUUUGUGUGCGGGUUUUAGACUUUUAGUGCAAGCAGUAAGUUUAAAUUCAUUGUGUGCGUCGUUUUAUGUGACAUCUGGAACAAUACGCGCUCUCAGCUACAACCAUUCAAAAAACAAUGCACGAUCGACGCAGCCCUCCAACAAAUACAUAAUAUAACGAUUUCCAUACUAAUGCAAAAUGACUGAAGCUGAAAAAUCUUUACGCGUUCUGUUGGAUACAAUUCUUGAUGAACGAGGCAUUAAGUCAAGAGAAGUUAACAUAGAAGAAAUAAAAACGAAUGGAGCAAAUUAUACAUCAGCACUUUUUUCUAUUAAAGUUCAAACCCCGAAUGAGGAAUUAAAACUGUUUGCAAAGGUUGCUACAAUCGGCAAAGAAAUGAGGAAUGUGGUGAAUGCUGAGUGGAUGUUCAGCACAGAAAGAUUCGUUUAUAACAAACUUGUAUACCUUUACAAUGAUAUACAAAAACACUUAGACGACGAACACAAAUUUAUAUUCCCAGAAUUUUACGGAUGCAAUGAUGAAGUGGGCAAAGAAACAAUAGUCAUGGAGAAUUUGGUUGAACAUGGUUACAAACCUUACGAUCGUUUGAAAUCAAUGGAUUGGCAACACGCCGAGAUUAGCGUUAUGAAUCUGGCCAGAUUCCAUGCUCUGUCCUUUGCUUUAGAAAAGAAAGAUCCUGAAAUGUUUAAAAGAUUUACAGACGAUAUGGAAUUUAAUAUGAUGAAGAAAGAUGAUCCAUCAUUUACGAGCAUGUUGGUGAAAAUGGCAGAAAAACCUCUUGAAAUAUUAGAUAAAGAUCAGAGGGAUCUAGUUAAGAAUUUUCUAUUCCAAGAAGAUAUCAUGACCAAGUAUACUAAACCAUUCGGCAAACCUGUUCUCUGUCACGGAGAUUAUAGAUUAAGCAACAUAUUGUUUAAAAGGAAGGGACAACAUCUGAAGUUAAAGGUAGUGGAUUACCAGACGGUCUACGCGGGAUGUCCGGUGACGGACCUCAUAUACUUCAUAUUCCUUGGCAGUGACGAAAAUUUCCGCAGUUUAUUUUAUGAUAACCUAAUUAAUCAUUACUACAAGUGUCUAGAAGAAGCCCUCGAGAGGUUGUCCGUGAAUCCUGUGGAAGUAUAUCCAAGGGAGAAAUUUAAUUCUGACUUAAAAGAGUUAUUACCUUACGGAUUAUUACUCGGCAUGACUACCUUACCAGUAGUGACUGUCAAUCCUGAUUUAGCACCGAAAAUGGACCACAUGGACUCUGAGGGCUUCGUGAUAGAACCGAACAAGUUGUUUGAAGAGAGAUUUAAGGGAAUAGUUAAUGAUAUGAUUAGAUGGGGAGCAAUAUAAUAUUAUUAUGUCAUCUUUUUUAUGCUAUGGCUUCUUUCGUGCUGGGAUCGUAAAAUAUUUUGCCAAUGUCAAUGUUUUUAUCUGUUGGACGAAUUAAAAUCUUGAGUACUGUGUGAGAAACACGAAGGAGUCUGUCGAAUGGAAUAAAGGCCUUUUUUAUUUAUUUA
This is a messenger RNA of Danaus plexippus (monarch butterfly), 1526 nucleotides long. RefSeq lists its product as uncharacterized. The transcript is spliced from 5 exons. NCBI's taxonomy places the organism in Eukaryota, Metazoa, Arthropoda, Insecta, Lepidoptera, Nymphalidae. The record is from RefSeq and is a predicted model, not a curated record. Bases 202 to 1359 code for a protein of 385 amino acids.